AUGAAUUCGAUGACCUCAGCAUGCCGCAUGCCCAAUUCUGUGUUUGUGGUGACAUCCCGCAACAGGUAUCCUGUGACCCCGGGAAGCAUGUCUCAGGUGCCCCUGUAUCCACUCAGCCAGCCCCAAGUCCACCUAAUUCCUGGGAACCCACAUCGUUUGGAGCCACCUGUGUGUACGCAACCUGACCAGAGAUCCUUGAAAGAGGGUAAAGUUUUAGGGGCCAUCCAGAUCCUGAUCGGCCUCAUACACAUCGGCCUCGGCAGCAUCAUGGGGACCAUCCUGCUGGGGGUCUACACACCUGUCUCACUGUACGGAGGCUAUCCCUUCUGGGCAGGCGUCUGGUUCAUCAUUUCAGGAUCCCUCACAGUGGCAUCCGAAAAGCAGCCAAAUUCUUCUUGCCUGCUGAAUGGAAGCUUGGGCUUGAAUAUCAUCAGUAUAAUCUGUUCAAUGGUUGGAAUCAUGCUCUUCAUCACAGAUAUGAGUGUCAACUCUCUAUAUAUGCACUCCGACUACUAUCCAUACUGGGGUGUGGCCCCCGGACUAGCUACCUCUGCCGUGCUGCUGGUCUUCAGCCUCCUGGAGUUCGGCAUCGCCUCCACGGCUGCCAGCUUCGGCUGCCAGUCGGUCCGCUAUUCAAGCAACAGCGUGAGUUCGCCCCUGGUCAUCCCAAACAUCUACGUGACAAACCCAGUGGCCAAUCCAGAACCAGUGAACUUGCCGCCGCCAUAUUCCAGUGAGGCCCCGGAGUCCCAAUAA
This is a messenger RNA of Miniopterus natalensis, 756 nucleotides long. RefSeq names its product membrane-spanning 4-domains subfamily A member 8-like. Gene Ontology annotation, cellular component: plasma membrane. Gene Ontology annotation, biological process: cell surface receptor signaling pathway. The record is from RefSeq and is a predicted model, not a curated record. Lineage: Eukaryota; Metazoa; Chordata; Mammalia; Chiroptera; Miniopteridae.